UAAUUACUGGCCAAGCACUACCAACUGCCAGACUUUAUAUUCGUUUGAUGUUUUUGAGGCAUUUUCAAACAUGAAGUUGGCAGCUCCCUCCCUGUCGAGGCAUGCUAUUUUAAAGCUUCUGGAGCACCAGUCUGUUCGAGGAGGAAGGGUAAGUCUGCCUGAAUCACAUUGUAACACACAAUUAUGACUGUAUUUGUAAUUUUGUGGGUAUGUUUCUUUUUUUGAAAUCCUAAUAGAUUAUUUUUUCCUUUCAUAGCCAGGGAAAAUCUGUGCAGAUAUGUUCCAGAAGAGCUACUUUGAAUAUUGCUUAUGCAAGCACACAGAGGACACAAUGUCUGAAGUUGACCCUUUUUGCUGUCCAGCCUGUCAACCUGAUAUGUUGGCAGUAUGCUGUGAUGGCAACCGGAAAGAUUAUCGUUUCAAAAAAUCAAGGGGAACUGAGGAACCCUCUUUAUAUGAGGGCUAGUUCAUAGCCAAAGACGAUGAAGUUCUGACCUUUCAGGAGAAUAUCAGAGGAAGCAGCGGGGCAAGAGUAAGUUUGAUUCUGCAUACCACAAUCUGUUUAUGUAUGUGUGUAAGGUGUGUGUUUCUAGUCCAAAUGAGUAACAGCUGACUUCACAGGCAAAUGACAAUGGGACAUGUGGGGUGUCAAGGUUCAGGGCAAGUAAGGAGGCCUCAAAUAAAUCUUCCUCAAAAAUUGAUGAAGAGGGCAUACAGGUGGCAGUCUGCAGACAUGGGAUAUUAUUGCGAGGACUGAACCACUACCGUGGCGAAAUAUUUGCAUACCCCAUGUUUUUGCAGAAAGAAUUGGGAGAGAGGGCAAAUGUCACUUUCUUCUGCAUGGAUGUUGUCUGCAGGUACUGGCCCUACCUUAGCAAAGUGGUUGAUGAGUUUCCAGAUCUUCAGCCUUUGAUGCAUAUGAGACCAUUUCUCAGUGUAAUGCACGCCAAAGCACAUACAGCAAAAUGCGAGGUGAGAUGGGGUGGCAGCAAUCAGGAUGUAGCAGGGAACACAGUUGGAGAGGAAGUUGAACAAGUGAACAGCUUUCUCUCCAUGGCAGCUCUUAUCACAAAAUACAUGACAAAAGCAGGGAGAGAAGAUAUGCUGACGCUACAGGCCAUGGGUUGGAACAGAAAAAAGACAGAGAACCUCCACAAAGCUUUGGCCCAGAGAUACGUCACAAUCUCAGAGAGGGCAAAACUGGAAGCUGCCAGCCUCAGUGACUUUCAGCAAAAGCAAAACCUCACUCAGCAAACAAUAGAGCAGUGGGUGUUUGAUGUCCAGCAAUGGGCAGUCACAAAUCGAGUCUACACACAAGGGUGUACAGAGGACCUCAGGGCAGAAAUAGAGACCAUCACAGUAACCCUCCUACGCAAGAAGCAGGACCUCUAUCGUCAGCAUGAUAGCAACCAGACAAGACACAGCAAGCGAAGAAAACUUAGAGAUUUUAAAAAAAAACUAAGAGAAAAGGUCUUGCAGUACAACGCAUCUGAAGAAGAUGAAAUUGAUGAGGACUUGGCCUGCAAUUUGACGGAGGGCUACAUCCUGCCAUGGGAGAGACGUGAAGAUGGCAACUCAUUCAGAUUGAAAAGGUCACUCUUUGACCGAAUGAUGCUACUUAAACGGUAUGAGGAGGAGCAGAGCAUCCUCAUCAAAGAAAUGACACAGCACAUCAUGUCAUUAAGGAAGGAGAUAAAGGGAGUGGAGAAACUCAAAGACAACAUUGGGAUGUUCGAUUUUGGUGACAUGUCAGAGGACGCUGCAAAAGGUUUCGAAAGUGUCCUCAUGCGGAGGUCCUCCGAACUGGAGAAUUCAUGCCAACAAGCUGUGAGCUCAUACAGUGCUAUAGUUGAUGAGUUAGAGAUUGAAGACACCGAACAAAGGGUGGAUUCUGAGGGUGAAAAUGGCUUCAGUAGUCCGGAUUCAGAGGAAGAGGAUUAGGAAGGAAAAUAUCAGGGGGUUUUAUUUUUGCUUUCUGUUAACUUUGUUCUACUUAUAUUUUCCCUCUGUACGUGUUCAUGUAUUGUUCCCU
Messenger RNA from Gadus macrocephalus (Pacific cod), 2032 nucleotides. RefSeq lists its product as uncharacterized. The record is from RefSeq and is a predicted model, not a curated record. NCBI's taxonomy places the organism in Eukaryota, Metazoa, Chordata, Actinopteri, Gadiformes, Gadidae. The transcript is spliced from 12 exons. Bases 790 to 1941 code for a protein of 383 amino acids.